CUGAACUCUCUUUCUAUCUCUCUCUCUUUCUCUCGCUCUCAUUAACUCUAACGGUCAAAAGCCCUAAAUCUAACCCCACCAGUGCCUCACCUUCCUCGUCGUCCCCGUCACCGUCGAGUCGUCGACGUACACAUCUGAUCAUGGAGUCCGACGAUGACAUGUACGGAGGAAGCGACGUAGACUCCGCCGCCGGCGAUGAUUUCUACGGCGACGACGUCAACACCGGUAACGAGAGCGACGUGGACUCCGCAGGCGGCGGCGAUGACUUCAUCGGUAAUGAUUCCGAUCAUCUUUGUACUGACAAAAACUACGUCGUUUUAUCCGACGAUGAUAUUCGUCAUCUCAUGGACGAUGAUAUCUCUAAAGUUUCAUCAGUUCUCUCAGUUUCCAAAACUGAAGCAUCUAUUUUACUCCGUCGGUAUAGCUGGAGUGUGAAUAAAGUUCACGAGGAAUGGUUCGCCGAUGAAUCGAAAGUUCGAGCAGCUGUUGGUUUAAAAAUAGCGGAAAAAAUUGUUCAAUUUCCGGAGAAUAAGUUAUUAACUUGUGGAAUUUGCUUUGAGGAUUAUUCAUCUGAUGGAAUUUUGGCGUCUGCGUGUGGUCAUCCUUUUUGUGUUGAAUGUUGGCGAGGGUAUAUUAGUAAUUCCAUAUCUGAUGGUUCUGGAUGUUUAAAUUUGCGAUGUCCUGAACCAUCUUGUAAAGUUGCUGUCACGCAGGAUAUCAUCGAUUCAUUGACGUGUGAUGAUGAUAGAAAGAAGUACUAUGGAUUUCUUUUUAGUUCUUACGUUGAGGAAAACAGGAAGAUCAGGUGGUGUCCUGCUCCGGGAUGUAAUUUUGCGGUUCAAUUUGAUAUAGGGAGCGAUAAUUGCGAUGUUAUAUGUGACUGUUCGCAUAGUUUUUGUUGGAAUUGUACGGAGGAAGCCCAUCGACCCGUUGAUUGUGAAACUGUGGGGAAGUGGAAGGAGAAGAACUUAGCAGAGUCGGAGAAUACAAAUUGGAUUUUGGCUUACACAAAGCCCUGUCCUCAAUGCAAGAGACCGAUUGAGAAGAACGAAGGGUGUAUGCGAAUGACAUGUAGAGACCCUUGCAAGUAUCGGUUUUGUUGGCUGUGCCUUAAUUCUUGGUCAACUCAUGGCUAUAAUCCGUGUAACAAGUACAAGCCGGGGAAUGAAGAUGAGAAAAAGAAAGAAAUGGCCAAGCAAUCUAUUGAGAAGUACACACAUUAUUACGAGAGAUGGGCUACUAAUGAGAAGUCGAGGCAAAAAGCUGUAAAGGAUUUGAGGAGAAUGGGAGAAGUUAAUGUUAAGGAGCUGAGUGAAUUGCAGGGCAUAACAGAGACACAAUUGAAGUUCAUUAUAGAAGCUUGGAAUCAGAUCGUUGAAUGCAGGAGAGUGUUGAAGUGGACUUAUGCUUAUGGAUUUUUCUUGCCUGAUGAGGAGCACACGAAAAGGCAGUUUUUCGAGUUCUCGCAAGGUCAGGCAGAGGUUGGUUUGGAGAGGCUUCACCAUUGUGCAGAGAGUGAACUGGAGAAUUAUCUGAAUGUUGAAGAAAGUAAUUCCAAAACAUUUGACGAUUUCCGUAUAAAGCUUACUGGUCUGACUAGUGUGACUAAGAACUACUUUGACAAUUUAGUUAGAGCACUUGAGAAUGGUCUUGAAGAUGUGCAUUCGCAAGGGGCUCAGGGCGACAUGCCAACAAGCUCCAAAAAUGCAGCUGAAAGCAGCAAAAGGGCAAGCUUGAAAAAUGGUAGGGACAGGAUGCCCUUGAAGGCAAGAGCUGAAUUCAUGAGGCUCGUGAGAACUAGAAAUGCAGGACUACCUGGCAUUAAUAACACUGCAAGCUCAAAACACGCCUUAGUUUUUCCAGGAGGAAAUAUAAAUGGCUCCAAGAAUCUUGUUAUAAAUGGAGACAACACUUUGAGAAAAUCAAACAAUCCACUUGUAGCUGGGGGCAGCAACUUUAUGGGAUCAAAAGAUGCUCUUGUAGCGGCGAGGAGCUACCCUAUGAGCCCACAAUUUUUACAACUGGCUGGGUUGAGCAGCACUACCGGCUCGAGUAAUUUGCAGCUAGCUGGGGGCAGCAAGGUGAUGAACAUUGGGGGAGGCAGUGUGACGAACUUGGCAAAUGCACAUAUGGCUGGGAGAAACAACCUCACUGUACCAAAAAAUCCACUUGAAGCCGGGGACAGCAACUUUAUGGGAUCGAAAGAUGCACCUGUAGCAGGUAGGAGCUAUGCUAUGGGCACAAAGUUUUUACAACAAGCUGGGGUGACCAGCACUACUGGCUCAAGUAAUUUACAGCUAGCUGGAGGCGGCAAGGUAAUGAACAUCGGGGGAGGCAGUGUGACAAACUUGACAAAUGCACAUGUGGCUAGAAGCAACAACCUCACUGUAUCAAAAAGACCACUUGAAGCCGGGGGCAGCAACUUGAUGGGAUCCAAAAAUGCACUUGCAGCAGCGAGGAGCUACGUUAUGGGCUCACAAGUUUUACAACAAGCUGGGGUGACCAGCACUACUGGCUCGAGUAAUUUACAGCUAGCUGGUGGCAGCAAGGUAAUGAACAUUGGGAGAGGCAGUGUGCCAAACUUGGCAAAUGCACAUGUGGCUGGAACCAACAACCUCACUGUCUCUAGAACUCCAAAUGUGGCUUGGGGCAGCAAGGUGAUGAACUUUGGGGGAGGCGGUACAAACUUGGCAAAUGCACAUGUAGCUGGAAGCAACAACCUCACUGUGUCUAAAACUCCAAAUGCGGCUUGGGGCAGCAAGGUGAUGAACUUUGGGGGAGGCGGUACAAACUUGGCAAAUGCACAUGUAGCUGGAAGCAACAACCUCACUGUGUCUAAAACUCCAAAUGCGGCUUGGGGCAGCAAGGUGAUGAACACUGGGGGAAUUGGUACAAACUUGACAAAUGCACAUGUGGCUGGAAGCAACAACCUCACUGCGUCUAAAACUCCACAUGUGGCUGGUGGAAGCAACGUGAUGAACAUUGGGGGACGCGGUGCAAACUUGGCAAAUUCACAUGUCGCUGGAACCAACAACCUCACUGUGUCUAAAACUCCACAUAUGGCUGGGAGCAGCAGUAGGAUAGGUGGCGGGAAAAAACGCAGGACAUCAAAUGCUGGGACACCCUUAAUCAUAAAUUUGGAUGACGACGAUUUAGGAGAGACAACUUCUACCGCAGGGGCAUCAUUAACACAAAACUUGAUUGAUGAUUUGGAAGGUUGGGCAUGCGAUUCGUGCACAUUUCUGAAUGCUAGCUCUGCCACGGCAUGCCUAAUGUGCAGUGAAGAUGCUUCUGGCAGUUGGGAAUGCGAAAUAUGUACAUUUGUCAAUAAGAAGCAUGCUUCUGCAUGCCAAAUGUGUGAGCACCGUAGAUAAUGUCCUUGCUUGCAUCUAAAAAUAAAUGGCUGCUCGGUGGAUACUCUUGGCUACAAGUUAGUUUUUGAAUUAUUGCUACCUUACUGUUUUACCAGUCUUAUGUUCUUUUCGGUCGAUAGCUGCCUAAAAGUUUCUUAUUACAUCAGUUGGAUGCAUAAGCUUAAGUAGUAGUAUAGUUAUGCAUAUAUGGGGUUCCUGGUAUUUAUAGUGAUACACAUUCUCCAGGUACAUAACAGCUUUUGUCAUAUUUCUUACUAGUAAAGGCCAAUACAUUAUUCUCGUAAUUGUGAAAACUCAAAAAGUUGGUACA
Nicotiana tabacum (common tobacco) is the source of this 3684-nucleotide messenger RNA. Its product is annotated as putative E3 ubiquitin-protein ligase ARI7. Gene Ontology annotation, biological process: protein ubiquitination. Lineage: Eukaryota; Viridiplantae; Streptophyta; Magnoliopsida; Solanales; Solanaceae. The record is from RefSeq and is a predicted model, not a curated record. Gene Ontology annotation, molecular function: ubiquitin-protein transferase activity; zinc ion binding.